Molecule: messenger RNA, 762 nt
Organism: Suillus clintonianus
Lineage: Eukaryota; Fungi; Basidiomycota; Agaricomycetes; Boletales; Suillaceae
Product: LIM-domain binding protein
Exons: 3
Coding region: 1-762 (253 amino acids)
Biological process (GO): positive regulation of transcription by RNA polymerase II; negative regulation of transcription by RNA polymerase II
Cellular component (GO): transcription regulator complex; nucleus
Source: RefSeq, a predicted model, not a curated record
AUGCCUGUUGGUCUUGGACAGGGUCUUGUUCGAUUGCUUCAAUUCAGCGGAGUACUUUCAGCUGAAAACCCCACUAAACAUCAGCUAUCACACUGGGAAAGUGUUGUAAAAGACUACUUCACUCCAAAGGCCAUAAUGAAAUUCACCCUAUGGAAAGAUAACCAGCGGAAUGAAGCAAAGCCUUUCGAGAUCGGCGUCCCUAUACUGCCUCGGUUUUUUCUUGUUACCACCCAAUCUGGCGUUAAGUCCAUGACACUCUCGCUAGACGGUGCUCGGGAACGGCUAUUGUCACAGCACCACGCGGUAGUGGAGUGUGUUGCGGCUGUUUGGACAUACCGAUACACCAACGGGUACACAGUCACACUUCGGGGCCCGCUCACAGUCCACGUUCUCAUCAUCCCUCACCCAAACACCGCCCCCUCCCAAACACCGCCAUACUCCCUCAAAUUCGACCACCUCCAAUUCGAUGCAAAUCAUCACGAAAAGUUCAUCGCCUUGGACUCGGUGAUGGGUCAUAGGCAAUCGGAGUCGCCGAAAACGCCACGGGUGAGGACAGCACCGACGCCAAGUCCGAACGGGACGGUAAUGCAUAGGAUGGAUGAUGAGAGGAUAUGGGAAGAACCUAGAGUUAUGAUCGACCAUGCGUCGAUACCGGGAGAACCUGUGAACGCAUUUGGGAUUCCGCAAGCGACGAUGCGAUGUUUGGAGGUGCGUAUUUUUUCAGCUCCGUGUUUCUCUUUUGCUGAACACAAGGCUCGGUAG